Molecule: messenger RNA, 4455 nt
Organism: Scedosporium apiospermum
Lineage: Eukaryota; Fungi; Ascomycota; Sordariomycetes; Microascales; Microascaceae
Product: Helicase associated domain-containing protein
Exons: 7
Coding region: 1-4455 (1484 amino acids)
Cellular component (GO): intracellular anatomical structure
Molecular function (GO): ATP binding; RNA binding
Source: RefSeq, a predicted model, not a curated record
AUGGCCCCAAAUAAGAAAAAGAAGAAGCCCGCGGCGAAUUCUGCCCGGGGGUUUGCCACAACUUCCAUUGCUUCGAAGCCCCGCAUCGAACAGCCUGAGCCAGAUGGCCCAUCUUCAAAGGCAACCCAGGCAAAGCCGGGUUCUGGGACGGCUUCUAAUCAAACCCCAGGCACACCUUCAGCAUCUGGCCAGGCAGGACUAGCGGCAUCGGUAGCUCCCCAGAAGCCUGAGCUUACCCCCGAGGAGUUUGAAAGACAGCUUGAGGUGGCGGAACUUCAACUGCUCGUUGAGAAGCAUGCGCCAAAGGUCAGGCGUGACGCCCAACGUCAGAAGGCGCGCUUGGAGACGGACCGCCGUCUUCAAAGAUCCAGCGCGGACCCCAUCAAUUGUCCAAGGUGGUUGCCGCCGGAGAUCAUGGAUCAUGUGCUGGAUCUUAUCAGGGCUGAGAGUCGCUUCGCCGCCGUGAGCAUGUCCUCGGAGGCCGCCUCCACCAAUUCUUCAGGCAAGAUGCCUCCGGAGGAAGACCUGACCAUCAGGCUCUGGACCUUGCAGCAUACUCUUAUUUCAGCUGGUAUUCCUGCAAACCGGAGUCGUGAGGCCAUUUCGUAUGUCCUAGACAUGUCGCCAAAUAUCCCAUCCAAUACAAAGGAUGCUAUCUGGGGUCUAGAGGAAGCUCUCGACUGGCUUGCCAAGGAAUGUGGGCCUGAUGAGCUGCCCGCUUAUGAUGCAAGACCCCGACCGGCUCGUAAACCUUUAGAGAAUGUGGAAGAGGCUAAGGCUCAGAACAAAACGGCUUCCAAACGCAAUGGCUCCAACUCAUCCAAGAAGCCUGCUGCCAAGAAAAAAGUAGCUGUUUUCUGUGAUAGCGAUAUCGAGCCGGAUGAUCUCAUACCUGAGUAUCUGAAAGCCAGGGAAAAGCUCUUUGCAUUAGAGCGGCCAUUACUAGAUACCAAGAGGCGAGGCAAGAAUGCGAGGGGCAAAGGCCCCGAACCCGCUCUGAACGAGGAGCAGGAAAUGGAGAUUGUGAAGUUGCAAGCCAAAAUUGACAGGAUUGACAAGGAUGUCUUGUUUGAUAAAGGUCUUGCGGAGAUGCAGUGGAGAUCCCGAAAGAUUAUAUUAGAGAAAGAGUUUUCUGAAGCUCGAAAACUCGAGUCAAAAGCUCCCCAACCUGAUGAGAACCAAGUCCCAGAAACGAACAAGCCCGGCGGGGGGAACGAGAAUGACGUCGACGACGUCAACUUAGAAGCCGAGAGGAUCGCUGCCGAGAUCCUAGCUGCGAGCAAUGCUGACGAGGACGAGGCACUCGCAGAUCUUUUCUCAAGCCUGCCGACGACGGAAGUUGACCAGGAGACUGGAAAAUCCCAAACAGUUGUGAAUAGUUCUAGCGGAACCAGAUUGGUUAUCAGAGACUUCGCAAAAUGGGCGGGCGUUAACCCUACGAGGAUUUUGCAAGAUUCAUGCCGAGCAAGGGAUUCUUCAGCCUCGAUAGCGUACACUUUGGUGUCUGACUCGGCUUUUGCGAACCGCUACAAGGUCACUAUCGAAUGGAAAACGCCGCAGGACAUCCUUGCCGACAACAUUGUGCCCGAAGUCAGUGUUAAUGUAACACCGACUCGUUCCACCUUCACCAUGGUUUCCGUUGCUACCCCAGAAAAAGCUAAAUCCGAGGCCUUUAUAGCGACCUAUGCCUUGUUCCAUAUUUUCGGAUCAUCGGCGAAGGAAGACAAAGUGUUUCUCAAGCUGCCGCCUGUAUGGAGAGAUUUGUGGGUCGAAUAUUCCGAGAUCCGCAAGAACCAGCUCGAUGCUGCCGAUCGGGCUGAAGUGAGCGAGAUGCGCUCGUUAGUGAGACAACGACGAGACCAGGAACUAGAAGAUGGUGUCAUCCUUCAAGAGUUCCGUGGGAGAGUUGCUGCUAGGAACCAAACGGACAAUAAGGACGAUUCAAGCCAAGACCGGGGCAAGAGCACUGUCGAAUCCGCCGAUCGCCUCCAAGCUCUAUGGGCUGAAAAGAGCAGCACUCGCAAAUUCAACGUCAUGCUGGAAUCUCGUCGCCAACUCCCCAUGUGGAAUUUCAAGUCAAAGGUGCUAGCAGCGAUCGAGACUAACCAAGUGGUGAUACUUUGUGGUGAAACUGGAUGCGGCAAGAGUACUCAGCUUCCGUCGUUCAUUCUUGAGCACCAGCUUUCUCAGGGCAAAUACUGCAAGAUAUACUGCGCAGAGCCACGGCGAAUCUCGGCCGUCUCUUUGGCGCGCCGUGUGAGUGAAGAACUCGGCGAGAACAGGGGCGACUUGGGCACCACUCGGUCACUAGUUGGCUACUCCAUCCGAUUGGAAUCAACCACGUCUAGAGAAACGCGCCUAGUUUACGCGACCACGGGUAUCGUUAUGCGCAUGCUCGAGGGCUCGAAUGAUCUCACGGAAAUCACUCAUCUUGUGCUUGAUGAAGUCCACGAACGCUCUAUUGAUAGCGACUUUUUGUUGAUUGUGUUGAAGAAGCUCAUUAAGCGGCGACCGGAUCUCAAAGUGGUUCUCAUGUCCGCCACUGUCGAUGCAAACCAGUUCUCGAGGUAUCUUGGAGGCGCCCCGAUCCUUGAAGUUCCCGGUCGCACAUUCCCGGUUCAAACACGAUACUUGGAAGAUGCUGUCGAACUUACCGGGUAUUCCAUUGGCGAGGAUCGCAAGACAGCUGAGAUGAUUGACUUGGAUGAUGACAUACCCGAGCCAGAACCAGAACCCGCAAAGGCCGGCUUGAUGGGAGAUUUAUCUCAGUAUUCGCCCAGGACAAGAACCACUCUUUCACAAAUGGAUGAGUACCGAAUCGAUUUCGAUCUUAUUGUCCAGUUGAUUGCUAAGAUUGCCGAUGACGAGUCCUACACUCGGUAUAGCAAGGCUAUUCUAGUGUUCCUCCCUGGUAUGGCGGAGAUUAGGACACUCAACGAUAUGCUACUUGGAGAUCCUCAUUUCGGCUCCAAUUGGCAGAUAUAUCCCUUGCACUCGAGUAUUGCGACGGAAGACCAAGAAGCUGCCUUCCUCAUUCCGCCGCCCGGUGUCAGGAAAAUCGUCCUUGCGACCAAUAUCGCCGAAACUGGUAUCACCAUUCCCGAUGUCACCUGCGUUAUUGAUACCGGAAAGCAUAAAGAAAUGAGGUUCGACGAAAAGCGACAGCUAUCCCGCCUCAUCGAUACGUUUAUCUCUCGCGCAAACGCCAAGCAGCGUCGCGGUCGUGCAGGUCGUGUCCAAGAGGGCCUAUGCUUCCACCUUUUCACAAAGCACCGGCAUGACAAACUCAUCAGCGACCAGCAAACCCCCGAGAUGCUUCGUCUUUCGUUGCAAGAUCUCGCUAUUCGCGUAAAGAUCUGCAAGAUUGGCGGCAUCGAAGAAACGCUCAAUGAAGCGCUCGACCCUCCCUCUCAGAAGAAUAUCCGCCGUGCCAUUGACGCUCUCGUUGACGUGCGGGCUUUGACGGCGGCCGAGGAGCUGACACCCCUGGGACGGCAACUAGCUCGUCUCCCUCUGGACGUGUUCCUUGGAAAACUCAUUCUUCUUGGCACAGUUUUCAAAUGUUUGGAUAUGGCUAUCACCGUCGCAGCGAUCCUCUCCGCCAAGUCACCUUUCUCAGCCCCCUUCGGCCAGCGGACUCAGGCAGACGCUGCCAGAAUGGCCUUCCGACGAGGCGAUUCAGACCUCCUCACCAUCUACAACGCCUACGUCUCCUGGAGGAGGGUUUACCAGCAGACCGGUAAAGAUUUCCAGUUCUGCCGCAAGAAUUACCUCAGCCAACAGACGCUGGCGAACAUCGAAGACCUCAAGGGUCAGCUGCUCGUCGCCUUGGCCGACUCGGGCUUCCUCCUCCUCGCGGACGAGGAGCGCAAGGCCCUGAACCGGAUGCGGUAUUCUCCGGGCUCUCGCAGUCGAAGGCAGCAGAAAUUCUACGAGAUUCCCCAGAGAGUCGAUCUCAAUAGCGACAACGAUGCCGUGACUGCCUCGGUAAUCGCGUGGAGUUUCUAUCCUAAGCUGCUCGUGCGCGAUCCGCCGGGCUCGAGGCCGCUGAGGAAUAUUGGAAAUAAUCAGUCGAUUAGUCUGCAUCCGUCGUCGGUGAAUAGGGGCCAGCUGGAUCUCAGAUGGCUGUCAUACUAUCAUAUCAUGCAAGCAAAGCAAGUAUAUCAUGCCCACGAAACGACGGCUGUCGAUCCGUUCGCCAUCGCUCUCCUCUGUGGUGAUGUCCGCUGCGAUGUCUUCUCGGGUGUCAUCACCUUAGAUGGAAACCGCGCCCGCUUUUCCGUCCCCGAUUGGAAGACCAUGCUCGUCAUCAAGGUCCUCCGCGCGAGGCUGCGGGAACUCUUGAAUAGGGCUUUCAGGCAGCCUGGGAAGAUGCCCACGGCACAGCAGUUGCGGUGGCUAGAUGUGUGGCAGAAGAUCUUUGCUCUACAGGAGACGAGAGAUGCCCAGAGAUGA